This is a messenger RNA of Cuscuta europaea, 1415 nucleotides long. Lineage: Eukaryota; Viridiplantae; Streptophyta; Magnoliopsida; Solanales; Convolvulaceae. The record is from the annotation of a GenBank genome assembly.
CCUUCCCUUCCUCUGCCCAGGGCCCCAGACCCAUUUCUUUCCCCCAUUUUCUUUCUUCGUUUCUUUUGGUUUUCCUUUUCUAGUUUUCUUCAUUUAUGCGCUUCUCUUUCUCUAUUCAUGUUCGUGCAGAAGAAACAAGGACGAGAUCCAGUGCAGCACCACAAUUCGAUUCCAGAAGCGAUGUUCGCCGGAGUUCGUUCCAGAGCAGCCGGGAAGUUCGAUUCGACCCUAAAACAGAAGCGGCAGUUCGCUCCCUCGCUGAAGCUCAUUCCAGAGCAUCACCGGAGUUCGAUUCGAGCGGAAAAUAGAAGUGACGAUUCGCCGGAGUUCGUUCAAGAGCAACACCGGAGACGGUUCACUAUUUUUGAGACUAAAUUCGAGUUCUUUGGCUAGAAAGGAUCUUUGAGCAACUGGGGAUGAGUUUUGGGGGCUGAUUUGUAGCUCGUCGGGACUUCUUUUGUGACUCUUCGGGUAUUUUUUCCGGCGAUUAUGAGGCUCGGCCCAAAAAAUAAAAUAUGCAAACGAGAUCACCUUGAAUAGGCGCACCUCCUCAUUGCGACCUCAUAUUUUUAGUUUGAUUUUCCAAGCACUCUCCAUUUUUGCGCCCACGGUUCAUGCGGUGAAUCUUUCAUAGACCGGAGUAGAAGAAUGGUGGCCAUGGAAGAGAAAUGCCUUGUUUGGUAAAUGGUUGUUAGCUGUUGCUGGUAGCUGGUUGUGUGAGCUGUUUCGCAACAGCUGGUUGUGUUAACUGUUUUGACCGACUGGUUAUGUUGGCUGAUUAUAAAUAACUGUUUGGUAAAAUUGGUUCUUUCGAAAUGGCUGAUAGAGUGUAAAUUGAACCAGCCAAAUGAAGAAGCUGUUUCGCUUCCAUGGCUCCCCUUAGCUUCUUCCACAAUCCAUUUUUUCAGCUUUUCAAACUCAACAAGCUAAUUUUAAAAGUCAUUUACCAAACAUCAUUAUUAGCUUCUUUGACUAAUCAAACAGUUGAAAUGGGUCAAACAAGCUAAAAGCUGGUUGAUAAGCCAUUUGCCAAACAUACCGAAAGAAAGAAAAAAGAAAAGGGAAAGGAAAAAAGAAAGGGAAAAAGAAAAGAAAAAUUGACGUGGGAGCAGCCCACGUGUGCCCCGCAUAAGAGUGGACAUUAAGCUAUGAAAGACAUCUCCGAUGUCAGUUGUUAUACCGUGGGAGCAGCCCACCAUGAGCAUGCUGCUCCCACAGACAAAAAUACGUGUGUUACUGUUUACGUGUGAACAGUAACUUGUUUUUUGUUUUUCCAGUGUUCAGUAGCAGAGUAAUGUAACUCGCGUGUAAAGAAAUGUAACUCACGCUGAUCAGAAAUGUAACUGCAGGCAAGUCCAAAUGUAACUUGUCUAAUACGAACUAUAAGAAAUAAAACAUUGAUUUCCUUGAAAUAA